Vicugna pacos (alpaca) is the source of this 20109-nucleotide messenger RNA. The record is from RefSeq and is a predicted model, not a curated record. Lineage: Eukaryota; Metazoa; Chordata; Mammalia; Artiodactyla; Camelidae.
AUGGCGCAGGAGGUGGAGUCUGUCCACAAGAAGCCAAAGAAGAGAGACGAGAUGGUGCUGGAGACAGAGCCUGCCACAAAGAAGCUGAAGGGGAAGAACCUGAGGCUUCAGGGGCCCUUCAAUCUUUCUAUCACUCGCUCUCUGGGCUCCUUUAAAUCGGUGCUGAGCGUGAGGAAGGAUACAGAGCGACGCAUCGCGGGCUGGGCGCGGGCUCGGGCAUGGGCAUGGGCAUCACCUGUUCCGAGAGGGGCAUGCGCACUGCGAGGGCGCGGGCGAGGAGGCGGGGCGCGGAGGGAGGGGCGGACGGCGCCCGGCUGGCAGCGCUCAGACCUGCUUCUCCGCGGCUCGUGGCGUGAGGCGGCGUCGGGAGUUGUCUUCUGGAAAGCCUUGCACACCGCGAUCCCGGCCGGCAUGGAGGCGGACCUGAGCCAGCUGAGCGAGGAGGAGAGGAGACAGAUCGCCGCUGUCAUGUCAAGGGCGCAGGGGCUGCCCAAGGGAAGCGUCCCCCCGGCCGCUGCGGAGCCGCCUUCCAUACACAGGAAACAAGAGUUGGACAGUAGUCAUUCUCCAAAGCAACCAGGAAAACCGCCGGACCCUGGGCGUCCAGUUCAGCCUGGCCUCAGUAAAAGUAGAACUACAGACACUUUGAGGUCAGAGCAGAAAUUGCCUGGAAGGAGUCCUUCCACUAUUAGCUUGAAAGAAUCAAAAUCCAGAACUGACUUUAAGGAAGAGCACAAGUCUAGUAUGAUGCCUGGCUUCCUCUCAGAGGUUAACCCUUUAAGUGCUGUCUCCUCUGUUGUAAAUAAAUUCAAUCCUUUUGAUUUGAUAUCAGACUCUGAUGCCUCUCAGGAGGAAGCCACCAAGAAACAAAAAAUAGCUCAGAAGGAACAAGGAAAACCUGAAGGAAUCACAAAGCCUCCGUCACAGCAGCAGUCACCCAAGUCAGUUCCUAAGCAGCCAGGACCUGUGAGGGCCCCGCUUCAGCAGGAUGGCUCUCCCAAAUCUGUAUCUUCUCAGCAGCCGGAACAAAUUAAAUCGCAACCUCAAGAAACAGGAAAGCCAACUCAUGCUCCUCAGACAGACCCGGCAAAAUUGCCACUUCAGAGAGAUGCAGCCAAGCCUCCGACUAGACAGACAGACACAGUAAGGGGAGAAUCGGUUAAACCCUCACUGCAGAGCCCAUCCAAGCCACCUAUUCAGCAAGUGAGUCCUGGAAAACCUCCAGCCCAGCAGCCUGGACCAGAAAAGCUUUCCACACCACAGCCUGGGCCUGCAAAGCCCUCGGCUCAGCAGCCAGGACCAGCGAAGGCCCUGGUUCAACAGCCAGGGACAGCCAAGUCCCCAGCCCCACCACCAGGGACCACGAAGCCUGCAGCUCAGCCUGGGCCAAAGACUCCUGCUCAGCAGCCAGGGCCAGCCAAGCCCCCAGCCCAGCAGCCAGGGCCACCGAAACCCCCAGCCCAGCAGCUGGGGCCACCCAAACCCCCAGCCCAGCAGCCGGGGCCACCCAAACCCCCAGCUCACCAGCCUGGGCCGCAGUCUCCAGCUCCGCCAGCGGGGCCUGCAAAGACUCCAGCCCAGAAGGUUGGGCCAGGAAAGACUCUGGCUCAGCAGCCAGGCCCAACAAAGCCCCCUCCUCAACAGCCGGGCCCAGCAAAGCCCCCUCAGCAGCCGGGCCCAGUAAAGCCUUCAGCUCAGCAACCUACAAAAUCAGUAAGCCAAACGGGAGCUGGGAAACCUCUGCAGCCACCAACUUUUCCAUCUGCAGCACAGACUCCAGUACAAGGCCUCCCAAAAACCAUCUGUCCUCUUUGCAAUACCACUGAACUUCUGUUGCAUGUUCCAGAAAGGGCCAAUUUUAACACAUGCACUGCAUGUCAGACCACUGUUUGUAGCCUCUGUGGUUUUAAUCAUCCUCAUUUAACUGAGGUUAAAGAGUGGCUCUGUUUAAACUGUCAGAUGCAAAGAGCUCUCGGAGGUGAUCUGGCUCCAGUUCCAUCCUCACCACAGCCCAAACCGAAGACUGCCCCUGUUCCUGCAUCAGCAGUGAGCAAACCUUCUCCACAGUCACAGCAGAUUUCUCCAAAGAAGGAUGCUACCCCCAGACAGGAUAUCUCAAAGGCACCCGAGGCUAAAAAGCCCCCACCGCUAGUGAGACAGCCAACCUUCCCCGGCCCCCUGCCAGUCCCAGCCCAGCAGCCUCUCGUGGCAGAGCCCUCAUCCAAGCCGGCGCCUCCCAAAGGGCCCUCUGUCCCAUCUGAACAGGCCGAGGUCUCCGUGGCUGAUGAUAAACCAAAGCAGCCCAAGACAGUAAAGCCAGCCACAGACACGGUGUCUUUAUCAACAGCAGCAAAACCUGGUAUUCCGAGCUCCAAAGUACCACCCCAGGAUCAAGAGAAGAUAACUCCUCCGCUAAAACCGGACGCUGCCAAACCCUCACAGAGUUUUCCGCCGACAGGAGAAAAAGUCACCCCAUUUGACUCUAAAGUCAUACCUCGACCUGCAUCAGAUUCAAAAAUUAUUUCACAUCCUGGGCCUAGUUCAGAGGGUAAAGGCCAAAAACAAGUUGAUCCCAUUCAAAAGAGAGAAGAACCCAAGAAAGCACAAACCAAAACGAGUCCUAAGCCAGAUGCCAAGCUGAUGCCAAAGGGGUCACCGACACCCCAAGGUCCACGACCUUCCGCUGGCCAACCUGCCCCCCCGUCUCCACAGCCCGCAAAGCCUCAGGAGCAGUCAAGACGUUUUAGUCUGAAUCUGGGAAGUAUUACUGAUGCGCCUAAAUCACAGCCCACAACUCCUCAAGAAACUGUGACAGGGAAACUCUUUGGGUUUGGAGCAUCCAUCUUCAGCCAGGCAUCCAGUCUGAUCUCCACAGCAGGCCAGCCUGGAUCUCACGCGCAGAGUGGUCCAGCGGCCCUGGCAAAACAAGUCCCUUCUCCUUCCCAGCCACCCACUUCUCAGGGGCCGCCCAAAUCCACAGGCCAGGCCCCACCAGCACCUGCAAAGGCUAUACCAGUGAAAAAGGAAGCUAAACCUCCAGGAGCCGAGAAGGUAGAGCCCAAAGCUGAGCAAGUUUCAACAGUAAAAAGAACAGAACCAGAAAAGAAACCUCUGCCUUCUAAGGACAGCAAACCUCCAGCAGCUGUGCCUGAAAAGGCUGCUCUUCCCCCCAAACUGGAAGAAAUCCCCAGACCAGAAUCAGCCUGUCCUCUCUGCAAAACUGAACUCAACGUAGGUUCCAAGGACCCUCCUAACUUCAGCACUUGCACCGAAUGCAAGAACCAAGUGUGUAAUCUCUGUGGAUUUAACCCUACACCACACUUGACUGAGAUUCAAGAAUGGCUUUGUUUAAAUUGCCAGACCCAGAGAGCAAUGUCAGGGCAGCUUGGAGACAUGGGCAAAAUGCCACCUACACAGUCAGGACCAAAAGCCUCCCCUAUGCCUGUCCCUACAGAACAACCGUCUCAGAAAACAGCAGUGCCCACGCAAGUAAAAGUGAAAAAGAAGGAACAAGAAUUAAAAACAGAGGCUGAAAAGAUCAUUCCAGAAAAAGUAAAGGAAACACCUUCAGUUGAAAAAACUCUCCCUAAGGAAACCACAGAUCAAAUCCAAGAAGAGAGUAAACUAGAGAAAGACAAAAUUUUAGCCCCUCAAGACAAAAAGCUACCUUCUGAAGACAAAAAGCCUCUUCCAGAAGACAAAAAGGCANNUCUUGAAGAGAAGAAGCCAGCUCUUGAAGAAAAAAAGCCAGCUCCUAAAGAUAAAAAGCCAGCUCUUGAAGACAAAAAGUUACCCCCAGGAGCAAAAACAGCAGCUCUAGAAGAGGAACAGAAACGAGGCCUGCUUAAAACUCGAGCACAAAUUUCUGAAAAAAAACCUGAAGGCAGAGUGGCUCUGGAGGUGGUGCAAGAAAAGAAACAACCACAGAUCAAGAUGGAAGAUUUACCGUCUGGCACGCCUCAGAGCUUGCCUAAGGAAGAUGUUGGAAUGACUCAAAAAUUAAAAGAACAGCCACAGGCAGCAUGCACAGCAAAGCCUGAUCAGGUGGAAACUGGGAAGGAAAAAACAGAAAAGGAAGAUGACAAAUCAGAUGCUUCAGGUUCUCAGCAGCCGAAAAGCCCACAAGGUCUGAGUGACACAGGUUAUUCUUCUGAUGGAAUAUCAAGUUCACUUGGUGAAAUUCCAAGUCUUAUUCCAAGUGAUGAAAAGGAUUUGCUCAAGGGGCUCAAAAAGGACUCCUUUUCACAAGAAAGCAGCCCUUCCAGCCCCUCAGAUUUGGCUAAGUUGGAAAGUACAGUCCUAUCCAUUUUGGAAGCUCAGGCAAGUACACUUGUUGAAGAAAAGUCAGAAAAGAGAACCCAACCCCUUGAGGUUACUCCUGAGCAGCCUAAGGACCAACAGAAAACUCCGACUUUAGCUGAAACAUUGGAAUCUACAGUUUCAGAGGAAGAGCUGAAAGAAAGUCAAGAAGAAAAAGACAUUUUUAAAAAAGAGAGCCAGCAAGACAUUCCUUCCAGAAAAGACCACGAGGAGAAGUCUGAAUUUGUUGAUGAGUUGGCUCCAAGAAGGCAGCCUUAUGAUUCAAUUGAAGACAGUAGCGAAAGUGAAAACUCACCUGUUCCACAAAGAAAACGGAGAACCAGUGUUGGCUCAUCAAGCAGUGAUGAAUAUAAACAAGAAGAUAGUCAAGGAUCAGGUGAAGAGGAGGACUUUAUUCGAAAGCAGAUCCUAGAAAUGAGUGCGGAUGAAGAUGCUUCAGGUUCCGAAGAUGAUGAGUUCAUUAGGAACCAGCUCAAAGAGAUUAGUGGUAGUAUGGAGAGCCAGAAGAAGGAAGAAACAAAAGGGAAGGGGAAAGUAACAGCAGGGAAACACAGGCGAUUGACUCGAAAAAGUAGUGCGAGCUUUGAUGAAGAUGCCGGCAGACGCCAUUCAUGGCACGAUGAAGACGAUGAGACAUUUGAUGAAAGUCCUGAACUUAAAUACAGAGAAACUAAAAGUCAGGAGAGUGAAGAGCUUGUAACAGCUGGAGGAGGGGGGCUACGUCGAUUCAAAACCAUUGAACUCAACAGUACAUUAGCAGAUAAAUAUUCUGCAGAGUCAUCGCAGAAAAAAACGACUUUGUAUUUUGACGAAGAGCCAGAGUUAGAAAUGGAAAGCCUGACAGACUCUCCAGAAGAUCGGUCAAGGGGUGAAGGAUCUUCUAGUCUUCAUGCUUCCAGCUUCACUCCUGGCACCUCCCCAACAUCAGUCUCGUCACUUGAUGAGGACAGUGACAGUAGCCCAAGUCACAAAAAAGGAGAGAGCAAACAGCAACGCAAAGCUCGACACAGAUCCCAUGGCCCUCUUUUACCUACAAUCGAAGAUUCUUCCGAGGAAGAAGAAUUGAGAGAGGAAGAAGAAUUAUUGAAGGAGCAAGAAAAGCAGCGGGAAUUAGAACAGCAGCAAAGAAAGAGCUCCAGUAAGAAAUCCAAGAAAGACAAAGAUGAACUCCGAGCUCAGAGAAGGCGGGAAAGACCAAAGACACCACCCAGUAAUCUCUCCCCCAUUGAAGAUGCAUCUCCAACAGAAGAGUUGCGUCAGGCUGCAGAAAUGGAGGAACUCCAUCGAUCCUCGUGUUCUGAAUAUUCACCAAGCAUAGAGUCAGACCCAGAGGGUUUUGAAAUAAGCCCAGAAAAAAUAAUAGAAGUACAAAAAGUUUAUAAAUUGCCCACAGCUGUGUCUUUAUACUCACCGACAGAUGAGCAAUCUAUUAGGCAGAUAGAAGUUGGCCAAAAGGCGUUAAAAAGUGCUGAGGAGAUGUAUGAAGAAAUGAUGCAUAAAACCCAGAAAUAUAAAGCUUUUCCAGCUGCAAAUGAACAAGAUGAAAUGUUUGAAAAAGAGCCUUUGUAUGGUGGGAUGUUAAUAGAGGAUUAUAUUUAUGAAUCUUUAGUAGAGGACACAUAUAAUGGUUCAGUAGCUGGCAGUCUGCUACCGAGGCAAGAAGAAGAAAAUGGAUUUAUGCAGCAGAGAGGGAGAGAGCAAAAAAUAAGACUUCCAGAACAGAUUUAUGAAGAUCCUAUGCAGAAAAUUACAGACCUCCAGAAAGAGUUUUAUGAGUUAGAAAGCUUACAUGCAGUUUUGCCUCAAGAAGACAUUGUUUCGAGCUCUUAUAUCAUCCCGGAAAGCCAUGAAAUUGUGGAUCUGGGUAGCAUGGUAACUUCUACCAGUGAAGAAAAAAAAUUAUUAGAUGCUGAUGCUGCCUAUGAAGAACUCAUGAAAAGGCAGCAGAUGCAGUUAACACCUGGAUCCAGUCCAACCCAGCCUCUCAUCAGGGAUGAUAUGACAGAGUCCACUUUGGACUUUGAUAGGGUGCCUGACGCAUCUUUGACAUCAAGUGUUCUCUCAGGAGCAUCUCUCACAGAUUCGACCAGCAGUGCAACACUCUCCAUCCCAGAUGUUAAAAUAACCCAACAUUUUUCAGCAGAAGAAAUUGAGGAUGAAUAUGUCACUGAUUAUACAAGAGAAAUUCAAGAGAUAAUUGCUCAUGAGUCACUGAUUUUGACCUACUCUGAGCCUUCAGAAAGUGCUACAUCUGUCCCACCCUCUGACACACCUUCUCUCACGUCAUCGGUUUCUUCAGUUUGUACCACAGAUAGCUCGUCACCCAUUACUACCCUGGAUAGCAUAACCACAGUUUAUCCUGAGCCGGUGGACAUUGUAACCAAAUUUGCAGAUUCUGAGGAAAUUUCUUCAUCAACGUAUUUCCCAGGCAGCGUUAUAGACUAUCCGGAAGAUAUAAGUAUACCUUUAGAUCGGACUGCCAUACCAGAUGGUAGAGCUAGUGCUGAUCAUGUUGUGAUUUCCUUACCUGAUGUGGAACCUCCUCCCAUGGAAUCUGUAGGAAUGAAACCUGAGGAGCUAAUUGUUUCCACUGACUUAUCUACAUCUGGGAAAGAGCCAGUGAAGAAAGCCAAGAAGGAAAUGGGGAAUGGGAUUAUUCUAGAAGUUUUAGAUGCUUACAGAGAUAAAAGGAAGGAGUCUGAGGCUGAACUAUCAAAAAUUAGCUUAUCUGAAACUCGGUUUGAUCAAACACCUUCUUCUGCAAUAGCCCUUCCAAUGAAGGAGAAGGUUUCAACUAUAUGCUUUGUAUCUGAAGAGCUUUUUGGUCAAGCAAAACCUGCAUCUCAAUUACCAUCUGGCACUCCUCCUGUUUCCUCUCUUCCAACUAAAGCUCGUCCAUUCCUUCGAAGUUCUUCUCUGGACACAUCAGCUCCGCCUCCUCCCCCUCCUCCUCCCCCUCCUCCUCCCCCCUCCCCCUCCCCCCCUCCUCCUCCCCCACCUCUUCCUCCACCAACCUCACCUAAACCAACUAUUCAUCCUAAAAAAAAGGUAGCGGUUACAGCUCCAGUGGCUGUAACUACUACCACUGCACCUCUGGUCGAUUCUGUUACUACAGCAGAGACCACAGCUGUUUCAAGAAGUAAUGGGUUACCUUCCACAAGAAUAUGCACCACUGCUCCUCCUCCUGUUCCCCCUAAGCCAUCUUCGAUUCCAACUGGACUUGUAUUUACACACAGACCUGAGCCAAGCAAACCUCCAGUUGCCCCUAAACCAGCAGUUCCUCAACCUCUGGCAACUACACAGAAACCAACAGAUGCACACCCCAAACCAGCAGGUCUGCCUUUAACUUCAACUAUGACAUUAAAUCUAGUCACUUCAGCAGAUUAUAAAUUGCCUUCCCCUACCUCCCCAGUUUCCCCUCACUCUAACAAAUCCUCGCCAAGAUUUUCCAAAUCCCUCAUGGAAACUUAUGUGGUUAUCACAUUGCCAUCUGAACCUGGGACUCCAACAGAUUCUUCGAUUAGUCAAGUAAUUACCAGUUGGCCCUUGGGAUCACCCCCCAAAGAUUUGGUUUCUGUUGAACCAAUAUUUUCUGUAGUUCCUCCUGCAACAGCUGCAGAAAUAUCAAGUCCUUCACAACAGAGUCUGUACAUCUCAGGAGCUUUGGAGACACUUUCUGCUAUCCCUGUCACAUUACCAUCUUCAUUUCAAGCAGCCCCAGCCUUAGUUACACAGUUUCUCCCAGCUGAAGUUUCCAAGGCUGAGGUUUUGGCAGCCAGAAGUGCAGUCCCUGGUGUUGGUCUCAGCAGUGUCUCUGUAUCAGUUCCUCCAGAGCCUCUUGCUCUAGAUAGCCUACAUUCAGAGAAACGUCCACCUCAAGAAAAUGCAAAGUUGCAACUUGUUAGCGAUGCCAUUGAUUUGCGUACAGUACCCAAAGUAGAGGCUAAAACGCCUGAAAAAUGUAUGGAUCUUUCUGCUUCUGCGAUGGAUGUGAAAAGGCAGACCACAGCAAGUGAAAUUUAUGGGAGACAGAUCAGUGCUGUCCAACCCUCUAUUAUCAAUCUCAGUGCAACUUCGUCAGUAGGGACGCCAAUAUCCCUGGUCACCGAGGCAGUGACUGCUGUCACGAGCGCAGCUAGUCCAAGUUACACCACAGCCACAGAAAGCCUAGUGGGCGUAGGACAUGCAACAACAGCACCGCUCCAGCUCACUACGUCAAAGCAUGCUGAGCCCCCAUGCAGGGUACCAAGGGGCCAGGCCUUUGCUUCAGGUAGGGAGGAAGCACCAAUGAACUUAUCAUUAAGUACUUCAGCGCACGCAGUGACGUCAGCUGUGACAAAACCUGUUACUGCGCCUCCUGUUGGGGUCACAAAUGGAUGGACUGAUAGCACCGCAUCCCAGGGGAUCCCUGAUGGGGAAGUUGUGGAUCUCAGUACAACAAAGUCUCAUAGAACUGUUGUGACCAUGGAUGAAGCUACUUCACACGUGGUGACCAAAAUAAUAGAAGAUGAUGAAAAACCUGUUGAUCUGACAGCAGGAAGAAGAGCUGUGUGCUGUGAUGUGGUUUAUAAGUUACCUUUUGGAAGGAGCUGCACGGCCCAGCAGCCUGCAACUACACUCCCCGAGGAUCGGUUUGGUUAUAGGGAUGAUCAUUAUCAGUAUGACCGAUCAGGGCCAUAUGGUUAUAGAGGGAUUGGGGGAAUGAAGCCUUCCAUGUCUGACACUAAUUUAGCGGAGGCUGGACAUUUUUUUUAUAAAAGUAAGAAUGCAUUUGAUUAUUCUGGAGGAACUGAUGCAGCAGUAGAUCUAACUUCAGGGAGAAUGACUGCAGGUGAGGUAAUGGAUUAUUCAAGCAAGACCACAGGCCCAUAUCCAGAAACACGACAAGUCAUUUCAGGAGUCGGGAUUAGUACCCCACAAUAUUCCACAGCAAGGAUGACUCCACCUCCAGGAUCCCAGUAUGGUGUGGGGAGUGUCUUGAGGUCAUCUAACGGUGUUGUCUAUUCUUCAGUAGCGACUCCGAUUCCCUCCACAUUUGCUAUCACCACACAACCAGGCUCCAUUUUCAGCACCACAGUCAAGGACUUGUCUGGCGUGCACACAACUGAGGCGGUGACUUCAUUCUCCGCCCUGCACCAGAGCCAGCCGCUGCCUAGAUCAUAUUUCCUAACGACAGGUGCAUCUGAAACAGACAUUGCGGUAACCGGUAUUGAUAUCAGUGCCAGUCUGCAAACUAUCACUAUGGAAACUCUUACUGCUGAGACAAUGGACUCAGUUCCCACUUUAACCACAGCAUCUGAAGUCUUUUCUGGAGUGGUGGCAGAGGAAAGUGCACUCCUAAUUGUCCCUGAAGAAGAUAAACAACAGCAGCAGCUGGACUUGGAGCGUGAGCUCCUGGAACUGGAGAAAAUUAAGCAACAGCGUUUUGCUGAGGAAUUGGAGUGGGAACGGCAGGAAAUUCAAAGGUUCCGAGAGCAGGAAAAGAUCAUGGUUCAGAAGAAACUGGAAGAGCUGCAAUCAAUGAAGCAGCACCUCCUCUAUCAGCAGGAAGAAGAGCGGCAAGCCCAGUUCAUGAUGAGGCAGGAGACGCUGGCUCAGCAACAACUGCAGCUGGAACAGAUCCAGCAGCUGCAGCAACAACUUCACCAGCAGCUAGAGGAGCAGAAGAUUCGCCAGAUCUACCAGUACAACUAUGACCCUUCUGGGACAGCUUCUCCACAAACCACUGCAGAGCAGGCCAUUUUGGAAGGUCAGUAUGCUGCGCCAGAAGGUGGUCAGUUUUGGGCAGCUGAAGAUACAACCACCACAGCCUCAGCCGUGGUGGCGAUUGAAAUACCACAGAGCCAAGGAUGGUACACAGUUCAGUCUGAUGGCGUGACUCAGUACAUUGCCCCACCUGGAAUCCUGAGUAGUGUUUCAGAAAUCCCCCUGACAGACGUUGUUGUGAAAGAUGAGAAACCACCCAAAAAGAGAAGUUCUGGAUCUAAAGUCCGUGGACAGUACGAUGAGAUGGGGGACAGUCUGGCAGAUGAUCCCCGCUGCUUUAAAAAGAUAGUGGACAGUGGUGUACAAACUGACGAUGAAGAUGCCACGGAUCGGAGUUAUGUGAGCAGGAGGCGGAGAGCUAAAAAGAGCGUGGAUACAAGCGUACAGACUGACGACGAAGAUCAGGAUGAAUGGGAUGUGCCUACAAGAUCAAGGAGAAAACCUCGUGUAGGGAAAUACGGGAACGGCACCGCAGAGGCUGACAAGACCAAACCCCUUUCCAAAGUCUCCAGUAUAGCAGUGCAGACAGUAGCAGAGAUAUCUGUGCAAACUGAACCAGUCGGAACCAUAAGAACACCUUCAAUACGGGCACGCAUGGAUGCCAAGGUAGAAAUAAUUAAACACAUUUCUGCACCUGAAAAGACUUACAAAGGGGGCAGUGUAGGCUGUCAAACAGAAGCAGAUUCAGACACACAGAGCCCUCAGUAUCUGAGCGCCACAUCUCCACCCAGAGACAAGAAGCGCCCAACACCUUUAGAGAUCGGUUAUUCAUCUCACCUCCGGGCAGAGUCCACAUUACAGCUGGCUCCUUCCCCGCCCAAAUCUCCAAAGGUCCUUUAUUCACCCAUCUCACCACUUUCACCAGGGAAAGCCUUAGAAUCAGCCUUUGUACCUUAUGAGAAACCCCUCCCUGAUGAUGUAAGUCCACAGAAAGUACUGCAUCCAGAUAUGGCUAAAGUUCCCCCGGCAAGUCCUAAGACCGCCAAGAUGAUGCAGCGGUCCAUGUCUGACCCCAAGCCUCUGAGUCCAACUGCAGACGAAAGUUCCAGGGCUCCUUUUCAGUAUACCGAGGGCUACACGACAAAAGGUUCUCAAACCAUGACACCCUCUGGCACUCAGAAAAAAGUGAAGAGAACUCUGCCAAACCCACCUCCUGAGGAGACCGCCACAGGAACUCAGUCAACGUUCAGCACAAUGGGCACAGUUUCCCGGAGAAGGAUCUGCAGAACCAACACGAUGGCGCGAGCCAAGAUUCUGCAGGAUAUUGACAGAGAGCUGGAUCUUGUCGAGAGGGAAUCUGCAAAGCUUAGAAAGAAACAAGCAGAACUUGAUGAGGAAGAAAAGGAGAUCGAUGCCAAAUUACGGUACCUGGAAAUGGGGAUUAACAGGAGGAAAGAGGCAUUAUUAAAGGAGAGAGAAAAGAGGGAGAGAGCCUACCUCCAGGGAGUAGCUGAGGACCGUGAUUACAUGUCCGACAGUGAGGUCAGCAGCAGCAGGCCCACCCGGAUAGAAAGUCAGCACGGCAUAGAGCGGCCACGAACUGCUCCCCAGACUGAAUUCAGCCAGUUUAUACCACCACAAACCCAAACAGAAUCUCAGCUGGUUCCUCCUACAAGUCCUUAUACCCAGUACCAGUACUCUUCCCCCGCUCUUCCGACCCAAGCACCCACCCCAUACACCCAACAAUCCCAUUUUCAGCAACAGACUUUGUACCAUCAGGAAGUUUCACCUUAUCAGACUCAGCCAACAUUCCAAGCUGUGGCCACGAUGUCCUUCACACCUCAAGCUCAGCCUACCCCGACCCCACAACCUUCUUAUCAGUUACCAUCACAGAUGAUGGUGAUACAACCAAAGCCGCGGCAAACCACGUUAUAUUUGGAGCCCAAGAUAACUUCAAACUAUGAGGUGAUUCGCAACCAACCCCUGAUGAUAGCACCUGUUUCUAGUGAUAAUACAUAUGCCGUUUCGCACCUUGGUAGUAAGUACAAUAGCUUAGACUUGAGAAUAGGCUUGGAGGAAAGAAGUAGCAUGGCGAGCAGUCCAAUAUCAAGCAUAUCUGCAGAUUCUUUCUAUGCAGAUAUUGACCAUCAUACUUCACGAAAUUAUGUCCUCAUUGAUGACAUUGGAGAGAUCACCAAAGGAACCACAGCAUUAAGCACUGUGUUCAGCCUUCAUGAAAAAGAUCUGUCAAAAACAGACCGUCUCCUUCGAACCACUGAGACACGUAGAUCUCAAGAAGUGACAGAUUUCCUAGCCCCUUUGCAGACUUCCUCCAGAUUGCAUAGCUAUGUGAAAGCAGAGGAAGACCCGAUGGAGGAUCCUUAUGAGUUAAAGCUUCUGAAACAUCAGAUUAAGCAAGAAUUCCGUAGAGGGGCCGAGAGCUUAGAUCACCUCGCUGGUCUGUCCCAUUAUUACCAUGCUGAUACUAGCUAUAGGCAUUUCCCCAAGUCUGAAAAGUAUAGCAUUAGUAGACUUACACUUGAAAAACAAGCAGCAAAACAACUACCAGCGGCCAUACUUUAUCAAAAGCAGUCAAAGCAUAAGAAAUCACUGAUUGACCCAAAAAUGUCAAAAUUUUCACCUAUUCAAGAAAGUAGAGACCUUGAACCUGAUUAUUCGAGCUAUAUGACUUCUAGCACUUCAUCUAUUGGUGGCAUCUCUUCCAGGGCAAGGCUUCUUCAAGAUGAUAUCACUUUUGGCCUCAGAAAAAAUAUAACGGACCAGCAAAAGUUUUUGGGAUCAUCUCUUGGCACAGGACUGAGCACAUUAGGAAGUACCAUACGGUCAGCUCUGCAGGAUGAAGCAGAUAAGCCAUACAGCAGUGGGAGCAGAUCCAGACCUUCUUCCAGACCUUCCUCUGUCUAUGGGCUUGACUUAUCAUUGAAAAGAGAUUCAUCCAGCUCUUCUCUAAGACUGAAAGCUCAAGAAGCUGAAGCUCUAGAUGUCUCCUUCGGUCAUGCAUCACCCUCUGGCCGUACUAAGCCUACCAGUUUGCCGAUCAGCCAGAGCAGAGGACGGAUACCAAUUGUGGCCCAGAAUUCUGAAGAAGAAAGUCCACUCAGUCCUGUUGGCCAGCCAAUGGGAAUGGCCAGGGCUGCAGCUGGACCCCUGCCACCAAUAUCUGCAGACACCCGGGAUCAGUUUGGAUCAAGUCACUCACUGCCUGAAGUUCAGCAGCACAUGAGAGAAGAAUCACGGACUCGAGGCUAUGAUCGUGACAUAGCGUUCAUCAUGGAUGACUUCCAACAUGCCAUGUCAGACAGUGAAGCCUAUCACCUGCGUCGUGAAGAAACAGAUUGGUUUGACAAACCCAGGGAGUCUCGUUUGGAAAAUGGACACGGUCUGGAUCGAAAACUGCCAGAAAGAUUGGUCCACUCUAGACCACUCAGUCAACAUCAAGAGCAAAUUAUACAGAUGAACGGGAAAACCGUGCACUACAUCUUUCCUCAUGCAAGGAUAAAAAUAACAAGAGACUCCAAGGAUCACACGGUUUCAGGUAAUGGAUUAGGAAUUAGAAUUGUGGGUGGUAAAGAAAUCCCUGGACAUAGUGGAGAAAUUGGAGCCUAUAUUGCCAAGAUUCUUCCUGGCGGAAGUGCAGAACAGACAGGGAAACUUGUGGAAGGCAUGCAAGUGUUGGAAUGGAAUGGAGUUCCUUUAACUUCUAAAACAUAUGAAGAAGUGCAGAGUAUCAUUAGUCAGCAAAGUGGGGAAGCAGAAAUAUGUGUAAGACUGGACCUCAAUAUGCUAUCCGAUUCUGAAAAUCCCCAGCACCUAGAACUUCAUGAACCACCAAAAGCUGUGGAUAAAGCGAAGUCCCCAGGGGUGGAUCCUAAACAGCUGGCAGCAGAGCUCCAGAAGGUUUCGCUACAGCAGUCACCCCUGGUUCUGUCGUCCGUCGUUGAAAAAGGAUCUCACGUUCAUUCGGGUCCUACGUCAGCAGGAUCCAGUUCUGUUCCCAGCCCCGGACAGCCAGGGUCACCGUCAGUGAGCAGAAAGAAACACAGCAGCAGCAAGCCUACUGAUGCAACAAAGGUCGUUUCUCAUCCAAUUACUGGGGAAAUUCAGCUUCAAAUCAACUAUGAUCUUGGAAAUCUCAUAAUACAUAUUCUCCAAGCAAGAAACCUUGUCCCCCGAGACAACAAUGGUUACUCGGACCCCUUUGUUAAGGUGUAUCUUCUUCCAGGGCGAGGUCAAGUCAUGGUUGUCCAGAACGCAAGUGCUGAGUACAAGAGAAGGACUAAAUAUGUUCAGAAAAGUCUUAAUCCUGAGUGGAAUCAAACAGUUAUUUAUAAAAGUAUCUCCAUGGAACAGCUCAAGAAGAAAACACUGGAGGUGACAGUCUGGGAUUAUGACAGAUACUCUUCCAAUGACUUUCUUGGUGAGGUAUUGAUUGAUUUUUCUAGCACAUCUCACCUCGAUAACACUCCUAGGUGGUAUCCUCUCAAAGAACAGACUGAAAGCAUUGAUCAUGGCAAGUCCCAUUCCAGUCAAAGCAGCCAGCAGUCCCCGAAGCCAUCUGUCAUCAAAAGCAGGAGCCAUGGUAUCUUCCCUGACCCAUCCAAGGACAUGCAGGUUCCCACCAUUGAGAAAUCCCAUAGUAGCCCCGGUAGCUCGAAAUCCUCAUCUGAAGGUCAUCUCCGCUCUCACGGACCAUCCCGCAGUCAAAGCAAAACCAGCGUCACUCAGACCCACCUGGAAGACGCGGGGGCUGCCAUAGCCGCUGCCGAAGCCGCCGUGCAACAGCUCCGCCUUCAACCAACCAAUGGCAACCAAGACCAAAGCCAGCUAGCCCUCAGGAAGGUGAUGUCUGAUGGACCAGUCAAGCCAGAAGGAGCCAAGCCCACCAAUCACCGGCCUGCAGAAAGCUCCGUGUCCACUGGCUCCUCGGGCAGCAGCUUUGGCAGUGGGUAUAGCGUGGACAGUGAAGGAAGCAGCAGCACCGCAGGGGAAACUAAUCUAUUUCCUAUUCCAAGGAUAGGGAAGAUGGGGCAGAAUGGGCAAGAGCCUAUCAAACAGCCAGGAGUAGGAGCAGGAGUGGCAGACGCUGAAGUUAAAACUCAGGUAAUGGGAGAAAUCAAGAUCGCAUUGAAGAAAGAAAUGAAAACAGAUGGUGAACAACUAAUAGUUGAAAUACUCCAGUGCAGAAAUAUCACCUACAAAUUUAAAUCUCCUGAUCACUUACCAGAUUUAUAUGUGAAAAUAUAUGUGAUGAACAUUUCUACCCAAAAAAAGGUGAUCAAGAAAAAAACAAGAGUAUGUAGACAUGACCGAGAGCCUUCAUUCAAUGAAACGUUUAGGUUCAGCCUAAGUCCUGCUGGACAUUCUCUUCAGAUUUUACUUUUUUCCAAUGGAGGGAAGUUUAUGAAAAAGACCUUGAUUGGUGAAGCCUGUAUCUGGCUUGACAAAGUGGAUCUCAGAAAAAGAAUAGUCAACUGGCACAAACUUUUGGUCAGUCCUACUCAAACCCAUUGAAGAAAUGUGUCUGCUCAGGGUAUAGAAAGUGCUUUAUAUAAUCUUAAAUCAACAGUAUAGUUGUAUACUAUUGUUCUAAGCUAUGUUUUCAGGGGUAACCAUGAAAGGAGGAACAAAAGGCAAAAACAUACUUGAUGCCUUGUAAACUUAUUGCUGUGGAACAUAGGAAAAAACUCAAAUGAGAAAGUUCAUAUAUUGAAGACAAAAAAAAGGAGCUCUGAAAUCCUGGAUUUCUUGUGGCUGUAAAGAAGGACGGUGAGAGAAGUUUUAAUUACUUAAUGCAAAAAUCUUUGAGUAGAGUUGAGCUAUAGGUAACUAAAGGCAGAGGCACAAAGAUUAGAUUGGUUUCUGAUGCAGACAGAAGUAACAUUUCAUGCAAGACAACAUGAAAGGAAAGAACUGAUGUUACAAAUCUGAGUUUUCUGAAGUACAGAAGUCUCUCCUCUUCAUCUUACCUUCUCAGACAACUAACUGUUUUGAGAUUCUGACGUAGGAUACACCUACAAUAAUGUGUCCAAGGCCGGAAGCAAGGAGGUUGUGUUUGUAGGGAAAAGGGAACUGGAGAUGUAGCAACUAUAGCUUUUAGACCAUAUUGUACAGGUUUUCUCUGUGUCUAAAUGUUACCAGGGUGAACACUACCACUUUUGGAAUUGAUGUUGUAAAAGCACAUUUGUAUAAUUUGAAAUAAUGUAUAGUGAAGAUAAUAGUAAGUAGAAAUGGAGUUACAUUUAUCUAGAAAUAAAGCCAUGACUGGCUAACAAAAAAAGAAUGCUGGAACCCCACAAAAUAUUUGGAAUCUUGGCUGAAAACAUCAAAAUCUUCAUAACUUACCCUGAAGCCAAGAUAUUUCCAAUCUACAUACCAAAGGACCUAGAUCACAUUGGUAUGUUCUAGGAAGCAUGGUAAUUUGUCCUUUGUGGAACUGCAGAUAAAUGCAUUAGCCCACCUGUUUUCUUUCUCUUCAGCGAUAUAUUGACAGAGAGAAAAUUCUUCCUCUGGUAAACCAAUUAUAGUAAUCUGUGACAUUGAGUAAUUAACUUGGUAUCAUUUCCUGCUCUUCCACCAUUUUUUUCCCUUAAUACUGACUGUAAAAUGAAGACCUUGACACCAAAUUCAUGUUCUCUUCGUGCCCUUUUUCCUACGUUAAUGACAGUAUCACAGUGAUCAAGUUCAUCAAUAUGUGAAAAAAUCAACAUUAUGUUGCAGUUAAAAUAUGCUUUGAGUUACUUUAAUAAUAUAGCAUAAAAGGACCAAUGUCUAAGUCAUUAAAAUGAAGCAUCCUUUCCCCCAUCAACCAACAACAUUAACGAAGGAAGUAACAUGGAAUUACAGGGGACACACUCAACUGGGAUUAAAAGGCUGACUUUGGCUCUUGGUUCUGCCACUGACUGUGUCACCUUGUACGUGUCACUUAAACUAAAUUGUGCUCAAUGUUCAUAUUUGUAGGACAAUAUAAUUACAUAUUCCUAGCCUUCCUAAUGGGAUGUUAGGAUGCCCAAACUAAGUGAUCUAUGAGAGAAGAUGAAAGCACAUUUCCAAAUAGAGUUUUUAUACAUAUAAGUGAGGAAUAAGUAUUACGCAGUUUUUUAUUUCUCAAAUUCUAUAUGUGAAAAAGCAUCUUCCAAACCAAUGGCAAGCACUAACAUGGAUAAAAGAGUAUACUAGCUCCAAAACUAGUUUUUUAGUUAAAUGACAAACUUCUUUUUAACUGAACAUGGUAAACAGUUCAAUGAAAAUGAUUUGCAAAUAGGGUUGUCAUAAAUUAAAUAAAUUAUAGAGAUCUUAUCCUAUUCCAUAGCCACAAAAAUAAAUUAAUUAAAUUGCUUCUCAGCAAAUGCUGAGUUUAGAAGCUGCUGCUCUGUUCAAGGGUGAGGUUUUAGUGGGAUCAGAGAAAUCAUCUCCAAAUAUAUAGAUCAGCUCUUGAACGUUCUCAUUUUUAAAGAAAAACAUACUUUAAAUCUGAGAGAAAUUGGUUACAUUUAAGACAUUAAAAAACAACUUCUAAUAAAUCCCAGGUAUUCAGAAAGAAAUACAAAUUCACUCCUUUCCAGUCUGAGAAACGUUAACAGUCACUUUUUUUCCUUCUAUGUUUUGGUCUCCCCUCCGACGGUGCAGUGUGAUUUAUCAUCGAUACUGCUCUAAAAUGAGCAUGUGGCGAGGGGAUCACUCAAAGAUUUGAUAUUGCUAGGAUUUUAUUUUUAGAGACCACUAGACCUGCUGAUGGUUGCCAUGGAUAUUUCCAGCAGAGUUUAGCACUUGAGGAAGCUUAUGAUCAUCACUCAGAAUUGGGUAAGAAAAGGGUUCAGGAAGAUCUCCUUCUGAUACAAAGGCUCUGCUGUUCGUCCUUAAAAGGAAACCCUGGCUCACCAUGGGUUCUUUUCUACAGCCACUUACAUCCAGAAGUGUGCAUGACAAGUUUGUGACCAGCUAGCUUACUUCAUUCCAGUUGCAGUUUCUUUUAGAAUACGUAAAAAGGAGGUGCCACCAGAACAAAAAUCAUACCUUGGUAGCUAUUUGACCUGAAAGGGGAGUCUUUCCAUUAUAGGUGCCCCUCUGUUCCAAGAAGUGGUGAUGGAGCCAGGCCAAUCAAGAGAGUUAUGACAGGGCUUCUUGUUGUGCACCAGCAUCCCGCUUCAGAGAGGAUAAGAUCCUGCCAAGGGUGCCAAGUCUGCCACUGACCAAACACCUAGGUUGUACUGGAAUUGUUCUAUGCAACACUGAUCCUUAUACGAAUGCAUUUCUUCUAAGUGAUAUUGAUUACCCUUCUUACAACAAAACUAUUUCUUUUUUAAUUGCAAAGAGGGCUCUUGGUGUUUUUUUACUUUUUUGUAUAUAUCACAGCACAUGAUUUUCCACUUUUUACUUUAUUUAUUUUAUCGGAAUCAGCUUUUUUUUAUCCUAAUAGAGACAAAGUUUGUAAUCUCUAAAUAACACAUUGGAUUCGUCCAGUGACAGCACUUAUACCUUGAAAAGCAUCUCAGCUUUUCCCACAGUCUCACUGAGUCAUCAGAGACAGAAGUUGCUUCUUGGUUUAAAAUUUGGUCCUCAAGAAACUUUUAUUUGUAGAAGCAAAAGCACAGAGUGAACUUUUACAAAAGACAGGGAUGUCUAUAAUGGUCGUUGCAGACAUAGAUAACAGUAGGAGAAAGAGGUUGGUGUUUCCCCGUUUUUACUUAAGAUUAAAGAGAUUUUUGGUGACUCUCAACUCUUUAUUUACCAUUUCAGCUUCAAAGAACAGUAUCCAAGACUGAGGGGUAGUGAAUGUCUGUGCUUCUUAACAUUGCCCAUAUUGUAAGUAAUCACAUGAAUAAAUGCGUAUUUUCAACAUAUCAGUGGAUUUAAUUUUGUGGAUCACACACAUUAAAGUAGUCGUAUUGUGGCCUAUUAUAGCUGGUAACCAGCUGAUAUUGCUUCUUAUUAUAGGAACGGUUGUGAUGACAGUGGAAUAGAGGUAGUGACACUAGGUUGGUGGUGAUGUGCAGUAAAAUAAAAUUAUAUACUAUAUUGUGCCCAACUUAUUAGAAAUUAUUUGAUUAAUGUUUCAUUUCAUUAAGAUAUCAUAAAGAUGUUUAUAGUAUUUUUUUACUUUAUUAUUUAAAUCAUAACUAACGAUAUUUUUAAAAACUUAUUUUCAUUGCUACAAUGUCUAAUAUUCCAAAAGCAGCCAACUGCAGCUAUAUAUAUGUGUUUAUAACUCUACAUGUGACAGAGUGAUUUUUCCCUCUUUUUGAGCUUGAGAUGGAAGUAAAAGAAAGCUCAGUGAAUAUAAUUAUGAGCUGUCUCUUUAAUAAUAACUUGCCUUUGAUGUAAAACAAGAAUGAAUGAGUGAAACUGAUACUCUCAUUGAAUAUGACACACUGAUGUCUUCUGUAUGUUCCAUGUUGUUAUCAUUAAAGGUACCCUUUAAAGCAAAAUCAUUUAACCAAGUGAUUCCUUAUCUGAUAGGUAGAUUGAGAGCAUUUUCUUAAUUCGUUACCCUGUACAUAACUAUACAUGUGGUAACCUAGACAAAGUGGAAAUACUACUUUCAUGUGGCAUUCAGCAUGUGAAUGUGAUUAUUGUUUGAUCGUGUCUGUAUAUUUGUUGGUGAUGUGCUCAGGUGCUCCCACUACCAAUUAAUGUGUGUGCUGAUAGGCUAACAGAAAUACACCUGACGUUAAAGAAAAUAAAUUUCUUCUAUGAAAAAGUAAAAACCUAAUAAAAUUGAUUUCAAAAUUAACAGUAGAGUACUUGGAAAUAUAUCUUGUUUCUAACUGUAUGUUGCAUGCCGUGUUGGUGACUUGCUAAUGUGUUCUUUUUUCUGUUCUACCCAAAUCUCUGUGGAAAAUCUAAAGAACAAAUACAAAUUCUUGGGCUAAAGGUUGUAUAAAUUUAACUGAAAUACAUGAGAAUUGUAUAAAAACUGCUUGUAAAUCUGUCUUGAGUUUUACUCUAUGUAAAAAUAUGUCUUGGUUUUGUGAUUGUAUACAAGAUGUAUCUUGAUAACUAAUGCAAAUUGUGCUGUAUAAAGGCUGUGACCUCAGCCUUACUAAUAAAUAUUGAAAAUAUCAA